UAUCGAUGGCCGAAUAGAAAAGGAGGAGCCGCAGACAGGGGAGAGCCGAGUCCCCUUCCACCCUUUUCUCCCUUUCCCAUCCCCAUCUCUCCUCCAUCCUCCGCCGCAGACCCCCAUCCGCCGCCGCCGUCGACACUCCUCGUGAAUCUCUCCUUCUUCCGUGUAGUUGGGGAGGCAUGGCGCUCCGGAGGUUGCUUCAGGGGAGCGUUCUACCGCGGAUGACAGGCCGGGCUGCUGCGGCUCCCUUCUCCACGGAGGCCGGGGAGACUAUCCGCGCAACGCUCUUUCCCGGUGAUGGCAUCGGGCCUGAGAUCGCCGAGUCGGUCAAGCAGGUAUUCAAUGUUGCAGGUGUACCAAUAGAAUGGGAAGAACAUUAUGUUGGUACGGAAGUUGAUCCCAGAACAGAGAGCUUUUUAACAUGGGAGAGCCUGGAGUCAGUGCGCAGGAACAAAGUUGGCCUGAAAGGUCCUAUGGCUACACCUAUCGGAAAAGGCCACCGAUCUUUGAAUCUCACUUUAAGGAAAGAACUUGGACUUUACGCCAAUGUCAGACCUUGCAACAGCCUCCCUGGCUACAAGACUAGAUAUGAUGAUGUGAACCUUGUGACGAUUCGUGAAAAUACUGAAGGAGAGUACAGUGGCCUUGAGCAUCAGGUCGUGAGGGGUGUUGUGGAAAGUUUGAAAAUUAUUACCCGCCAGGCAAGUUUAAGAGUGGCAGAGUAUGCUUUCCAUUAUGCCAAGGCCAAUGGCCGGGAGAGGGUCUCUGCGAUACAUAAAGCCAAUAUCAUGAGGAAAACUGAUGGACUUUUCCUCAAGUGUUGCCGUGAAGUUGCUGAGAAGUACCCUGAAAUCACGUACGAGGAAGUCAUUAUUGACAAUUGCUGUAUGACGCUCGUGAAGAACCCUGGUACAUUUGAUGUAUUAGUGAUGCCGAACCUUUAUGGCGACAUUAUUAGUGAUCUAUGUGCUGGCUUGAUCGGAGGCUUGGGCCUAACUCCCAGCUGCAACAUUGGUGAAGGUGGCAUUUGUCUGGCAGAGGCUGUUCAUGGUUCUGCACCUGAUAUCUCUGGCAUGAACCUUGCGAACCCAACUGCUCUUAUGCUAAGUGCUGUUAUGAUGCUACGUCACUUGGGAUUCGACGACAAAGCAGACCGGAUCCACAACGCGAUCCUCCAGACCAUCUCGGAGGGGAAGUACAGGACUGCUGACCUUGGUGGGAAGUCAUCCACAUCAGACUACACAAAAGCAGUUUGCGAUCAUAUCUAAGUACCAGCUGCAGUUCUUCUCUUGAUUAUUUUUCUCCCCCAUAAUUUUGUUGCGUGUCAAGAGGUUGCUUUAGCUUCAAUAGGUUAUGUCGCGGGCACCUCGUGCCUCUUUGGGCAUUAACACGGUUUAAGACCGUCAAAUAAUCAUCACAUUCUUGCUCUUGGAAAAGUUUUACCAGCAUUGCAGUCAAGCUGAAGAAUCAUCUGUAAUAAUCAAUCAUUGACAGCAUCAUAGCAGCGGAUAGAAAUUGUUCAUUCUGAGUUCAAUCUUCUUUUGCUUUUGGUCAAUUGUACAUCUUAUCGAUAUAACCAAUGCGGCCAAGAUGAGUGAAAUAACACUUGCGCAUUGUGCGUGGCUUAGAUGCAUGUGAUUUAUUUAAGAUUUCA
Molecule: messenger RNA, 1651 nt
Organism: Brachypodium distachyon (stiff brome)
Lineage: Eukaryota; Viridiplantae; Streptophyta; Magnoliopsida; Poales; Poaceae
Product: isocitrate dehydrogenase [NAD] catalytic subunit 5, mitochondrial
Exons: 8
Coding region: 177-1265 (362 amino acids)
Biological process (GO): isocitrate metabolic process; tricarboxylic acid cycle
Cellular component (GO): mitochondrion
Molecular function (GO): NAD binding; magnesium ion binding; isocitrate dehydrogenase (NAD+) activity
Source: RefSeq, a predicted model, not a curated record